AUGUGGACUCGAUCUUGUAUCCGUUGCACUUUUUUUUGCAGCAGUUACCGGAAAAUGGGUCUUUUUCCCCGGCGGAAUGAUGCAUGCCGCCCCGCAUUACGUGCGGCCUUGUGCUGCUCUACACGACUAAACUCGUCACGUACAGCAUACGACAACAAUAAUGCUGCUGGGGAGGCUGCUUACAUGGCGGGAAACACGGUGCACGUUGAGCACCCGAUUGUGCAGCUACCUGCGCGUUCUUUGUGGUGCAAGCAGUAUCCGCUAGAUCCUGAGCAGGUACGUAGUGGUGGGUUUGCGGAAAUGAUUGAGCGGGUACGAGCAGCUCGACAAUAUUAUCAGUACCCGUCUCUUUGCGCCCCACAGAUUGGGUGGAACGUUCAGAUGUUUACUCUUUUUGACGGCAGCGUCUUCAUCAACCCUGUCAAUUUGGAUCUACUGGAAUUGGAGGCGGCAGGAAGUCGUAGCGGGAUGCCGAUUGCCGAAGCGGAGGCGCAGUGGGUGGCGAGCUGCCGUCGUGAAGGAAAGACAUGUUUUGCGUGGGAGCCCUGUGCGAGCUGUUGCUUCCUUAUGCAUUACAUUGAGCGACCGGCAACCGUGCGGAUACGAGCCAUUGGAGCAGACGGACAUCCGUUUGAAGUGACGCUUGAGAAGAUGAGGGCACGUAUGGCGCUGCACGAACUGGACCACCUUGGCGGCGUUCUCUUUACACGCCGCAUUCCCGAUACGAAUCAUGUGGUCCCUCUGGAGGGAUUCAGCACAAUGAGCGAGUGGUCAGAUGACUACCCGUCGCUGGAGGCGCGCAGCACGUAUCUUUACACCACCUACACCCCGCCGUACACCUUUACCACAGACAACGUUGAGGAUGCGCAGUUACUCGAUCGAAAAUUUGAGGACGGCAUCUAUCCGGGAUGUGAACACGAUCGCCGCAUGCGGAUCGAGAGUGCCGCACUCGAGGAACUGCAACGGGCACAGUGGAGAAUGGAGAAGGCUUGCAGCGAGGAGGGCGAUUCCACGCAAUGCAUGCGUGACACCGACGAUGAACAGCAGCACGAGGACGAAGAAACUGAAGAAGAUGUUACUGCACAGAAGGGCACGUUGUAG
Messenger RNA from Trypanosoma cruzi, 1101 nucleotides. Its product is annotated as metalloprotease-like protein, putative. Gene Ontology annotation, molecular function: peptide deformylase activity. Gene Ontology annotation, cellular component: mitochondrion. Lineage: Eukaryota; Euglenozoa; Kinetoplastea; Trypanosomatida; Trypanosomatidae. Gene Ontology annotation, biological process: peptidyl-methionine modification. The record is from RefSeq and is a predicted model, not a curated record. The transcript has a single exon. The coding region runs from base 1 to 1101 and encodes 366 amino acids.